GGGGAACGGGACAUGUGGAAGAGUCUCUCCCCUUUUCAAUGUGGUCAACUGCCAAACAAAUAUCAUACCCAAAUAAAUAAAAUAUACUAAUAACCCGUGCUGCCAACAGGCCACAACCCGACGGUGACGUUUGACGGAUGAUUCCCGGGUUUUUCCCAAAUCCCCAGCCUAUCGCAGAACCCGGAAGACGCGACUCGUCUCGGGAACGUGAGGCCAACCAGGAAGUGCUCCAGCAGCCGCGGUGCGCCUGUGAUCGUGGUCGUUGCUCUUAGCGAUGCCUGUUGUGAAACUGCUGGUCACCACUCUGGGAAACGCGACCGGGCUCUUGACUCUCGUGGUCGUUGUCAUCGCGGCGGUUUUGAAUUAUUUCGACGACGCCGAUCCGGCGACGUACAGCAGCAUCAGCAUGGCUGAGGACAUGAAGACCCUGGAGGAAGACUUCCGGCAGCAGAACAAGAGCUGUUUCGUCCUCGGCGCGUCCGGGGAAACGGGCAGGUUGCUGCUCAGGGAGCUGGUGGAGAGGAACAUCUUCUCCAGGAUCACCCUCAUCGGAAGGAGGCAGCUCACCUUGGAGGGCAAAGCGUACGAGAGCCUGACUCAAGAGGUGGUGGACUUUGAGAAGCUUGACGAUUAUGCCGCUGCCUUCCAGGGCCACGACAUUGGCUACUGCUGCCUGGGAACCACCCGGGCAAAAGCAGGGACUGAUGGAUUCUUCCGCGUCGAUCACGACUACGUGCUAAAAUCGGCCGAGCUGGCGAAGGCCGGAGGCUGCUCACAGUUCCACCUGGAGUCGUCCAGAGGAGCGGAUAAAAACAGCAACUUCCUCUACCUCAAAGUCAAGGGACAAGUGGAGGCGGAAAUCGAGGCGCUGGGCUUCGAGAGAUACGCCAUUUACAGACCAGGGGUUUUGUUGGUAGACAGGCAGGAGAGUCGGCCCGGCGAGUGGCUGGCCAGGAAGUUCUUCAGUGCCGUCUCCGCCGUGUGCUCCACGUCCAUGUCCAUCCCGAUCCAGGUGGUGGCGAGAGCGAUGGCGUCCAACACCCUGCGUCGACCCGAGCAGAAGACGGAGAUCCUGGAGAACAAUGCGCUCUCCGUUCUGGGAAAGAGUACUGAGAAAUAAAGAGAGGAGAGAUAAUUUCAGCAGAUAUGCCAGAGACUGCAAACGCUCAUCACAUCAUCUGUUUUUUGAGUUACAUAGAAUAAAAAAAGAGAAAAACCUAUGAAUUUUGGAACUGUCAUAAAACUAAAGGCUGCCUCUGUGAACAUACUUGGCUGUUUCUUUGUCUGCUAAACUUAUUUAUGGAGAAAACAACCUGUGAAGCUAGAGAAUUAUUUUAUCGUGACAUUGCGUACAGGUUUCUUUUUCUCUUAUCUGUAAUACUGUUGUUAUAUUGUCAUCAGGGAACAGUUGUCAGACAUUUUUUAUUCACCAAUUGAACCACUGCCUUAACAUAAAUCCUUAUGUAUCCUCAACACUAAAACAUUGUUUGUUUUUUAUCAGGGAAAUUCUUCCAUAAAUGCUAAAGCACAUGAAUAUAAAUAAUGUCUGAUGCUUUACUUGACAUGUACAUUUAUAAAUUGCAUAUGCAGUAUAUAAAUAUCAAUGUUAUACUGUACUAAAGAUCAUAUAUUUGUUCAUUUUGUAUGUCCAACGUGCAGAUGCCAUUCUUUGAGUUUCUUUGAUACCGGCAAUGGAACAAAUUUUGAAUAAAUUGUGUUGAUACAAAA
This is a messenger RNA of Scophthalmus maximus (turbot), 1728 nucleotides long. It is a transcript of the gene htatip2, whose product is annotated as HIV-1 Tat interactive protein 2. The record is from RefSeq and is a predicted model, not a curated record. The coding region runs from base 275 to 1120 and encodes 281 amino acids. The transcript has 7 exons. Lineage: Eukaryota; Metazoa; Chordata; Actinopteri; Pleuronectiformes; Scophthalmidae. Gene Ontology annotation, biological process: import into nucleus. Gene Ontology annotation, cellular component: cytoplasm. Gene Ontology annotation, molecular function: NAD binding; oxidoreductase activity, acting on the aldehyde or oxo group of donors, NAD or NADP as acceptor.